Messenger RNA from Fonsecaea nubica, 999 nucleotides. RefSeq lists its product as hypothetical. NCBI's taxonomy places the organism in Eukaryota, Fungi, Ascomycota, Eurotiomycetes, Chaetothyriales, Herpotrichiellaceae. The coding region runs from base 1 to 999 and encodes 332 amino acids. The transcript has a single exon. Gene Ontology annotation, cellular component: cytoplasm. The record is from RefSeq and is a predicted model, not a curated record.
AUGAUUGUCCUAAAGGAGCGCGACGUGCACUCUUUGCUCUCCAAUAUCUCGGCCCCAGAAUGUCAUCGCAUCCUAUCCGAUUUCCACAACAUCCUCCGCGCAUACUCGUCGACCAAAAAUGUCUCGCCGUCGGAACGAAUCAUUCAUCAACCGGAGAGGGAAUCCAUCGUGACAAAAACCGGUAACACGUCGCUGUUCAUGCCGUCUUCCAUCACCACUUCGACGGGGAUCAAGACUGUCACCAUCAGCCCCAAAGGCCUCAAAGGCUGCAUCAACGUCUUCACCCCGGAUGGCGAACUGCUGGGCGUCUUGAACGCCGAGGAAGUCACUGCGUUUCGGACCUCGCUGGCUGUCAUGAUCCCUUACAUCCGAUGGCUCAAUGGCAAGAGGAACCUCGUCAUCUUUGGAGCUGGUCGACAAGCAGAGUGGCACUUGAAGCUGGCUCUGCUGCUGAGCGACGUGAAGCAUGUCACCGUCGUGAACAGGAGCAGCCCUCGAAGGAUGGAGCAGCUCUUCGCCGAUCUACAGCAGCAACACGCCGACCUUGUGUGUCGCGUGCUGCUGAAGACGGCCGAGGAUUACGAUGCGCAGCUACGAGAAUGUCUUGUGGCAUCAGAUAUCAUUUGCUGCUGCACGCCGUCAACGACGCCGCAUUUCCCAUUCAGCUACCUUGACAAGAAGCCCCGGUUCAUCUCCCUCAUAGGAUCCUACAAGCCGUCCAUGCACGAGGUUGAUUCCGAAACGCUCUUGUCUGGGGGACACAUCUACGUAGAUACCAAGGAAGGCUGCCUCGUCGAGGCUGGGGAACUAAUCACGGCCAACGUCCAGGAAAAUCAGCUGAUUGAGAUCGGCGAGUUACAGGGCUCAGACUCCCUUGAUAUCCAAGGGAAUGUCAUCUUCAAGUGUGUGGGCUUGGGCAUUAUGGACUUGGUUAUGGCAGGGAGCCUGCUUGGGAUGGCCAAGGAGAAAGGCAUGGGUUUGGUGGUCGAUGACUUUUGA